AGCGGCGCCUUUGUUGGAGAAGGUGUACUUCGAGAACUGCCCGGGUUGUAAGCAGGAGAAGAAGAAGGAUGCCAACCCAGGGAUACCCUACAAAGAGUUCGCCUUUGUGUGGAUGGUCACGCUCUGCACCGGGUUCCGUGGGAAGUUUGGCAUGCGAUAAAUUUUUUCAGAUGAUGAAUGAUGGAUGGGUAAGAAUGGGACAAGAGGUUGCAGUCAUCCAAUAAUUUUUUUUAGAAAAAGCCCCUACAUUCUUUCAGAUUCUAUUUCGAACCAUUAAAAAAAAAUAAAGAUUUUCCUUCGGUCACUUUCUUUAUUAUUAAAAAAAGAGUAAAUUAUACUAAUCUCCCUCAAGGUUUGGGGUGAUUAUAUUAGCCCUUUAACAUUUCAGAAAUAUGCAAUAUCCCCUCCUAAAUCCGUUAAAGCAGAUGACUACGUUAUGUUUUUCAUUUUUGGGGCAUGUUUCUUUUUGCCCUGGGACUUCAAUUCCUCAUUAACAAUAAAAAUAUAACAAAUAACAUGAAGCAAAUGUAAAAAAGGAAAUUAACAGUUUGUUUUUGUUCUUCAAAGACCACAAUCUAAUAAUCUACUUUUGAACUUCAAAUACCACAAUCUACAACCAAGUGACUCUGAUACUUGAAGUGCUGCACUUUGUUGUUGACAAGAAAUUUUAGCAUCAUUCAUGGUAACAUUAGCUUCUUUAUAUCAUUAUGUACAACAUUACGAUGAUUUUGAGACUUUGAUUUGAGAUCAUCAUGAAUUCUCACAAACAAACUUCAUAUUUUGAAGAAAUAAAUUAAUGCUCGUGAGAUUGGGUAUGUGGAACUUAAUGGUUGGGGGUUGUGUUAUGCGUAUGGCAAAAGUUUUUUUUUUUUUUUGAUGAAAACAUGUAUUAAAAAAAUUGAAGUAGUGAAAUCUAUAUUUCUGAAACUUUGGGUGAGAAUCUAUAUAUAAUUCCUCCAAACAUUGAAGGAGGUUAGUGUAAUUUAAUCAAAACGAAAUCAAGUCUUUCUUAUUCAACAUUUUUUUUUAUGGAUAAGAAAGGGAGAUGGAUGGAUGCCUGCUCCCCACUCCCCAUAGAAAUCAAAAAGUGAAAUAAUGAUCCCCAAGAUUUUUUUUAUAUGUAGAUUGUGAAAAGACGAAUACCAUCAAGUUAGUGAAGGUGUUGGUGCUGGAUAUGGGAUUGAAUUUUGCCCUCAUCAAAAAAACUUAAGACGCGUUUGGAUCGCGGAGAGAAAAAAAAAGAAAAAGUAUGGUCAACGAAAAAAGAAAGGUCACUUAUUUGGUUGGAGUUUUUAAAGAAGAGAGAUGGAAGAGUAACAUUUUCAUAGGAAUAAUUGAAUAAGAUUCCUGUGUUUUAUGAAAAAGAAAAAUCAUAAAGAACAUUAGAAAGCUAUUUUCUUACCGAUUAGAAAUUGAGAUUUUUUUCUUUCAAAACUACUCUUAAACCAUCAAAACCUAUAAAUAAAGUUUUUUUCUUUAUUAAGAGUAUAAUAAAUAUUCCAUACAACUUUCUUAGGAAGUAGAUACUCAACAAAACAUAAGCCACUUUGGAAUGUACCACUUUUUCAUGAUCAACCAAAUAUGUUAAAAUUAUUUUUUCAAGCAUUAUAUUUUCAGAAAUUAUCUUUCUAGAAAAAAUAUUUUGAUGAAAAAAAAAUUUUCACGCAAAAACUAUGCACCUUUCUUGGGGUCCACCAAAUGAUGAUCCUACAAGCCAAUUGAUGGGGAGUGGAACUAGGUGUCUGGAGCUGGAUGCUAAUAAAUCACAAAAUUUGUGCCAUCAGAUGGAGAGAUUAUACCCUAUACUGCAUGCACUAUAUGGUUGCAAACAAUUAGAGCUGCUCAUUCCUAUAUCGAUGCACUGAAAUCAGAGCUUGAUGAAUGAACCCUAUAAAAAUAAAUGGUUGUGAUUGCCUAUGUAUUCGGCUAUAUAAUGCAUGCAGUGUAGGAUAUUAUUUCUCCAUCAGGUGAACACAACUCAUGUGAUUCCUAACAAUUUGGACUAAUAUUAUUAUACUACCUAAAAAUAUUUUUGGAAAGAUGGAAAGCGCUUCCUGCUCCCAAACAUCGCCAAACAGAACCCAAGAGUGCGGCCCAAAAAGUUAUCUUGUCGCUUCUGUUACAAGAUGGUUCCACGUGUAGGAAAAGAACGGCAGAGCUCAAACCCGCAGAGAAAUUUCUAUGCUGUGUACUGUGCACAGAUUUGCACAGACCGCGACGGCGACCGGAUCCCGUAACCGACCGGGGAACCGAACAGCGAGCCCACUCUCUCCUCCGGAGUUCUCGCCGCCACGUCCCUCAGUCCCUCGUAACCGUAUGGGGCCCAACUAGUGCUUGUUGUUUGGAAAGUUGAAACUUCAAGAUUGCGACACGUGGCACGGAGUUUGCUGUGGUACGUGGGUUGGGCCGAAGCUACAACAGAAAAAUUUUUAGAUUCCCAUAUGGGACCCACGCCCCUAAAUAUGGCGGGCCCGCAUUCUUUUCCCACGUGGCUAUCUCCUUACCUUGAUACGUGUCUCCAUGCACCCGGUCCUUUUCCUAUCGAACCGGGUCCGGGUUCUCCUCGUCUGCCACUUAAACGACAUUCUAAUUCACCGUCGGACUCGCCGUCUCCUCACCGUCCGUGCCCUCACCGCCUCGUCUUGGACGUGCAAAGAAGGCAGACACAAGUCCGGCUCCAACGUCGGAAGGUUACGCGACUCGCUCCCUCUCUGUUGGUUUUUAAAUAGCACGAGACCCGAAAAGCAGGUUCGCCGAAUCCGAGCUCGAUGGUAGAGACAGGCGGGGGAGUUCCGUUUCCUCUUCUUCGAUAGUUUCUUGGAAAGCGAUUGAAUCGAAGGCGAUGGUGUUGAAUUGAAUUCGAGGUGGUGGGGAGGAGUUGGGCGUGGAGUUUGGCGAGGCGGGAGGGGGUUUCUUGAAAGGCCGAAGGCUUUGUUCUCUUAAAACUCCGAAGGAGAUGGCGGAGAACAGAGCCCCGUUGUUGGAGAGGAUGAUGUACUACGAGAGCUGCCCCGGGUGUAAGUUGGAACGGAGGAAGGAGGAGAGAAGAGGGAUACCCUACAAGGAGUUUCUUUAUGUGUGGAUCGUCACGCUUUGUACUGCUUUACCCAUAUCGAUACUGUUUCCAUUCUUAUAUUUCAUGAUAAGAGACUUGCAUAUUGCCAAAAGGGAAGAAGAUAUUGGAUUCUAUGCAGGUUUUGUAGGAGCUUCAUUUAUGUUCGGGAGAGCUUUGACUUCUGUAUUUUGGGGACUGGUGGCUGAUAGAUAUGGGAGAAAACCUGUUAUUGCGAUUGGCAUAUGUGCUGUGGUCAUAUUCAACACUCUUUUUGGGCUAAGUGCAACUUACUGGAUGGCAAUUACUACAAGAUUACUCCUUGGAUCUUUAAAUGGUUUACUUGGUCCAAUAAAGGCUUAUUCUAUAGAAGUUUGUCGAGCAGAGCAUCAAGCUCUUGGAUUAUCACUUGUAACAAAAUUCUGUAUAUGUUGUUUAAUCAAAUAUAUUUUGUAUCUCUCACGAAUGCAUAAUUUAGGUAUUCUGGCUGUCUCCUUUCAGGUCAGCACAGCGUGGGGUAUAGGUUUGAUAAUUGGCCCAGCAAUUGGAGGCUUCUUUGCGCAGCCUGCAGAAAAAUAUCCUGAUAUAUUCUCCCAGGAUUCCUUUUUUGGGAGGUUCCCAUACUUCUUGCCCUGCUUUUGUAUAUCGCUCUUUGCAGUUGGUGUGUUAAUUCUAUGCAUAUGGCUUCCUGAAACUUUGCAUAUGCAUAAUGUAAACAAAAUGCAAGAUGGAACAAUUGAAUUUCUUGAGGCUCCAUCAUGUGGAUCUGGUCUAAAAGAGAAUGCCAAUGAAAGUGAAGAAAGAGCUUCUACAGAAAACCUAUUCAAGAAUUGGCCAUUGAUGUCAUCAAUCAUUGUUUAUUGUGUUUUCUCCCUUCACGAUAUGGCCUACACCGAGAUAUUCUCUCUAUGGGCCGUUAGUGAUAAAAGUUAUGGUGGAUUGAGCUUUUCAAGUCAGGAUGUUGGUGAGGUGCUUGCAAUCUCAGGUUUCAGUCUCCUAGUAUAUCAACUAUUUCUAUAUCCUUCACUCGUGAAAUUACUUGGACCCAUCAUAUCGUCCAGAGUCGCAUCAGUCUUAUCUAUACCUUUGCUUGCUGCUUUUCCCUUUAUGACAAAACUGUCAGGACUUAGGCUUUCACUGAUAGCGAAUUGUGCAUCGUUGCUGAAGAACAUUCUUUGUGUAACUAUCAUCACUGGGUUGUUCAUUUUGCAAAACAAUGCUGUGCCUCAACACCAAAGAGGAGCUGCAAAUGGAAUUGCUAUGACUGGAAUGUCCCUAUUCAAAGCAGCUGCUCCGGCAGGUGGAGGCAUCCUGUAA
Molecule: messenger RNA, 4369 nt
Organism: Phoenix dactylifera (date palm)
Lineage: Eukaryota; Viridiplantae; Streptophyta; Magnoliopsida; Arecales; Arecaceae
Source: RefSeq, a predicted model, not a curated record